Messenger RNA from Macrobrachium nipponense, 5133 nucleotides. RefSeq names its product transcription elongation factor SPT5-like (gene Spt5). The record is from RefSeq and is a predicted model, not a curated record. Gene Ontology annotation, molecular function: mRNA binding; protein binding. Gene Ontology annotation, cellular component: DSIF complex. Lineage: Eukaryota; Metazoa; Arthropoda; Malacostraca; Decapoda; Palaemonidae. Gene Ontology annotation, biological process: regulation of transcription by RNA polymerase II; regulation of DNA-templated transcription elongation; transcription elongation by RNA polymerase II.
UCACAACAGUUGCUCAGCCAUCUUGGAAAUGAGUACAGGAAUAUUGGUGUGGCUCCCGUAAUUUAUGACUGAACGUCCUAGUGGAACGAGGAAUUAGUAUUUCUGAAGUGUCCGGAUUAAACUAGAUAAGGGAGAGACACGGCGUAGCCGUAGUCGUAGUGGCAGUGGCAGCAGACGGGGUUCUCCAAGCAGGAGUAGAAGCCGGAGUGCAAGUGGUAGCAGAAGUCGCAGCAGAAGCCGUUCUGGAAGCCGUAGCAGAAGUAGGAGUAGGAGCCGCAGCCAGAGCAGAAGUAGGAGCCGUAGUAGAAGCCGAAGUAGAAGCAGGAGCAGGAGUCGUUCUGUAAGAUCAGAUGAAGCGAUGGAAGCUAGAAGUGGAGAGGAAGAAGUCAGUGGUGAUGAAGAACCAGCUGAUGGAGAAGACCUCGCAAAUUCUGAGUAUGACAGUGAAGAAGAAGAGGAUGAUGAUUUGCACCACAAGAAAAAGAAGAAAAGAGGCAUAGUUUCAGAUUACUUCUUAGAUGAAGCAGAGGUCGACGACGAUGAAGGAGAAGAUGAUGAGGAUGAGGAGGGUGAUGACUACGAUUUGCUUGGAAAUGAGAAAGAAGAGGUAGGCGUUACUGCCAGAGAAAUUGAAGCAAACCGCAGAGCACACAGUGUUUGGGACAAUGAACGUGAAGAAGAGAUUGAAGAAUACUACAGACGCAAGUAUGCUGAGGAAACAUCUGCAGCCAUGCGUUUUGGUGAGGGAGGUGAAGAAAUGAGUGAGGAGAUUACCCAACUGACUCUCCUUCCUGGUGUCAAGGAUCCCAAUCUUUGGAUGGUGAAGUGUCGCAUUGGUGAAGAAAAAAUGACUGCUCUGCAGUUGAUGAGAAAGAUGAUUGCUUACCAGUUCACUGAUGAGCCAUUACAGAUUAAAUCAGUAGUUGCUCCAGAAGGUGUCAAAGGUUAUGUGUACAUUGAAUCAUAUAAACAGACCCAUGUAAAAGCUGCUAUGGAAGGUAUCUCAAAUCUCAAGCUGGGUACAUGGAAACAGACGAUGGUUCCCAUCAAUCAAAUGACUGAUGUCCUGAGAGUUGCAAAAGAAGUUCCAACAUUGAAACGUGGGGCCUGGGUCAGGCUGAAAAGAGGUAUCUUCAAGGAUGAUUUAGCUCAGGUGGAUUAUGUUGACUCCUCUCACAAUAACGUUCACUUGAAACUUAUUCCUCGAAUUGAUUAUACUCGUAUGCGAGGUGCUCUUAGAGGAACUCAGUCAGAGAAUGAAAAAAGAAAGAAGUUCCGCCGACCACCUCAGAAGCUCUUUGAUAUGGAUGCCAUCAGGGCUAUUGGAGGAGAAGUCUCGCAGGAUGGUGAUUUCCUCAUCUUUGAAGGAAAUCGUUUCACGCGCAAAGGUUAUCUGUACAAGAUUUUUGCCAUGUCUGCCAUCAUGGCAGAUGGUGUAAAGCCAACACUAAGUGAACUGGAGAAGUUUGAAGAACAAAGUUUGGCUGACAUGGAACUGACAACAUCUGGACGUGAGGAAGAGGCUCACAGCUUUGCCCCAGGAGACAAUGUAGAAGUCCAUGAAGGUGAAUUGAUGAAUUUGAUGGGACGUGUAACUAGAGUAGAUGGUAACAAGAUUAUGAUUCUCCCAAAACACGAAGAUUUGAAGGAUGAGUUGGAGUUUUCAGCACAUGAAUUGAGGAAGUACUUCAAUCAAGGUGAUCAUGUAAAGGUUAUUGCUGGACGAUACGAAGGAGAUACUGGGUUGAUUGUUCGUGUGGAGGAAAAUAUGAUUGUUCUCUUCUCUGAUCUUACUAUGCACGAAUUGAAGGUUUUGCCAAGGGAUUUGCAAUUGUGUGCUGAUGUGGCUACUGGUGUUGAUUCCCUUGGUCAGUUCCAGUGGGGAGAUCUUGUGUUACUUGAUGCUCAGACUGUUGCUGUAAUUGUAAGAUUGGAGAAGGAAAACUUCCAAGUCCUAAAUAUGCAUGGAAAGUUAGUGCAAGUCAAGCCACAAGCUGUUCACAAGAAGGAAAAGAGGCGAGCCAUGGUUCUUGAUUCGGAGCAGAACACGCUUCAAAUAAAAGACAUUGUGAAGGUCAUAGAUGGGCCUCAUUCAGGUCGACAAGGAGAAAUCCGGCACUUGUACAGAAAUUUUGCCUUCCUCCAUUCAAAAAUGAUGAUUGAAAAUGGAGGUAUCUUUGUGUGUAAAACAAGGCAUUUGGUUCUUGCAGGAGGCGCUAAGACAGUCACAGGAGGUAUGGGCAUGACUAUGGGCUUCAUGUCUCCUCGGCUGAACUCCCCUGCUCAUCCUGGUGGUGGAGGAGGUGGUGGUGGUGGUGUUGCUGGUGGUGGUGGUGGUAUGGACCGUGGAGCAGACCGUGGUGCUUUUGGUGAACGCAAUCGAGGAAGAGGCCGAGGAAGAGGUGCUGGAAGAGAUCGUGGUGUUAUUGGGCAGACCAUAAAGAUUACACAAGGGCCUUAUAAAGGUCACGUUGGUAUUGUCAAGGAUGCUACAGACUCCACUGUACGUGUAGAAUUGCAUUCAAAAUGCCAGACAAUUAUUGUGGACCGUUCACGCGUGGCUGUAGUAGGGGCACCAUCUAAACCUGGCUCACUGGCAUCUGUCACUCGCACUCCUACCUGGAGCGGGUCGCAGACACCUAUGUAUGGCAAUACUGGAUCUCGCACACCAAUGUAUGGCUCACAGACUCCACAGUACGAUGGCUCUCGAACACCUCAUUAUGGUAGCAUGACACCCUCCCAUGAUGGAUCAGCUACACCAGGAAGGCAGUCAGCUUGGGAUCCAACAAUUACUAAUACCCCAGCACGACAUAAUGAGUUUGAUGAUUAUUCCUUCGAUGAAGCAUCUCCAUCCCCUGCAUAUAAUCCUGGUACUCCUGGCUAUCAAUCUGAUGCAGGACAAGGGCCGUACACUCCACAGACUCCAGGCACUGUUUAUAGUUCAGAUCAUAACUACAGUCCUUAUCAGCCUGAACCAUCACCAACUGGAUACCAGCCUGGAGGCAGCCCAUCAGGAUAUGUUGGCACUCCAAGCCCAGGCACUGGAUACCAGGGAUCACCAUCUCCAGGCUCAGGUUAUGCUUCCCCAUCUCCCCUGGCUUCUUAUAGCCCCAUGACUCCGGGUGCACCAUCACCUUACAACCCUCAGACCCCAGGUGCCGGCAUGGACACCCUGGGUAUGACUGACUGGCAAACCUCUGAUAUUGAAGUCAGGAUUAAGGAGACUCAUGAUGAUUCUGGUCUCAUUGGUCAGAUUGGUGAAAUACGUGGUGUAUCUGGUGGUAUGUGCUCAGUUUUUCUUCCUGAGGAAGAGCGAGUUGUUAAUAUUCUAGGAGCUCAUCUAGAGCCUGUUACCCCCGCACAAGGGGACAGAGUGAAAGUUAUAUUUGGUGAGGAAAGAGAACAGACUGGUAAUCUGCUUUCUAUUGACCACAAUGAAGGAGUAGUCAAGUUGGACCAUGCUGACGUAAAGAUGUUGCAGCUUCGUUAUUUAUGCAAAAUGAAAUAAUUUUUUAAAAAUCUAAAAGACAAUGGAAAAAAUUAGUAGCGAUUGGUAAACUAGCAAGAAUAUUGUAAAAUAGAUCUUGACUAUUUGGCUUCUAAUUACUGGAAAUUGUUUUAAAUGGAUAUAACACUUUUAGGGUUUUGUGCAUUGUAUAUGUAAAUAUAAUUUACAUGCUUAGGAUGAACUGUUUCAUAAUUGAAACUUAAGUUUCUCAGCUUGAUUUAAAGCAUUUCAAAGGACUAGAUCUUGUUAUUCAGGUCCAUCAUUCUUCAGUCACAAUUCAAGAAAUCUCUAGUUCUUUCAUUAGUACAAGGAACAUGUGAAGGUUGAAUGUAUUUUCCUUAGGUCCAUAUGUAUUCAUGUAAAAAUUCUAAGGAGUUACUAAAGUUGUAAUUUUUUUUUAAAGGUUCCAUUAUUAUAAACUACAAGAAGUUAUUUUCCAUUCUUAUAAACUAUACAAGAAGUUAUUUAAGUGAUUGUAAUGUUCCAGUGACUAAGGAUCCAUAUUUUUAAAAACUGGAUGGAGUUACUAAAUUUGCAUUGUUGUAUUGAUAUUCUUUUAAGGAAAAUUUGAAGCUCAAGGCAUUUGGUACAUUUCAUAUUCAGAUUUAAGUGAUGAUCUUGCUCGCUCUAACUUUUUCUCUACUUUUAACUUGAAAUAUCUUACAAAAGUUGUUAGUGGAAGUCAUGUGCCAUUAUUAGAGAUUUUUGUAGGAAAAAUUAAUAUUUGACUUCAGAAACACUUUUGCUUUUGAGUUUGAGUGCUUGCAUACACCUUAAUAAUCUUUCAUAAUUCAUGAGCUUCAAUUAAUAUCAUUUCCAUAAGCAAGUGUAAGUAACCGGAGUAACUGAAAAUCUGUAAUUCUCACAAUGUUCUUAGUUUUACAAGAGUCUUUUCAUUUCUAUGCUGUCUCAAAACCAACCCUGCUCAUAGGGGAGUAGAGGUGACUUGGCUGAAAGGCAUUGCAUAUAAAGAACAUUUUCAAAACCAACUGUAAUCUUCAGAUGGCAAGAAUACAUGGCCUAAAAUUAUAUCAUUUGUGAAGAUACAGUAUUUUUUUUAAUAGUUUUGCUCUUAAGGACUGGUUUUUCAAUGGAACAUCUUGGAGAAAUAUUAGGAGUUUGUGGUUUUUCAAAAAAUUGUUUUGAUGGAAUAUCUAGGAGAAAUAGUAGUAGUUUGUGGUUUUUCAAAAAAUUUUGAUGGAACAUCUUGGAGAAAUAGUUGUUUGUGGUUUAAAAAAAAAAUGGAAAAAACUGUCUUAAGUUAGUCUUUUUUUCAGUGAUAUUAUUUGUUGGUCCCUUUAGUCUGUAUAGAAAUUGUUCAAGUUUGGCAUGCACUAUACAGUUAAAAGUUGUGAGCUCUUCAAGGAGAGAGGGAUCCUUAACCCCUGUUACAACUGUCUGAAGAAGGCAGUUUAAAAUAAUAUUUAUAAUUUUUCAACAAUAAUUCGUGUUUAUUUUUAGGGAGGCAUUUUCAAAUACAGCAGAUGUCUAUGUGCCCAGUUAAAUUACUUUCAUAUCAUAUAUUAGGUAUGCUGUAGAUUAUCAACUAUGAUUUUUGGGGGGUAUAUUCCAUAUUGUUAUAUAUAGAUAAAGUAUGUAAUUAAAUAAAAAAAAUUUAAAUUUCA